AUGGCGUCUUCCAGUGUGAAGCUUACACUCUGCUGGGGUCACAGCCUGACCACUAAACAAUUCAGCAUGUUAAAUACUACAGUGGAAAGCUCCAAACGAGAAUGGAAGCCCCUGGAAGACCGUAGCUGCACAGACAUACCAUGGCUACUGCUCUUUGUCCUCUUCUGCAUUGGAAUGGGAUUUAUUUGUGGCUUUUCAGUAGCAACAGGUGCAGCAGCAAGACUAGUGUCAGGAUACGACAGCUAUGGAAAUAUCUGUGGGCAGAAAAAUGCAAAGUUGGAAGCAAUACCAAACAGUGGCAUGGACCACACCCACCAGAAGUAUGUAUUCUUUUUGGAUCCAUGCAAACUGGACUUGAUAAAUCGGAAGAUCAAGUCUGUAGCACUAUGUGUAGCAGCAUGUCCAAGACAAGAAUUGAAAACCUUGAGUGAUGUCCAGAAGUUUGCAGAGAUGAAUGGCUCAGCACUAUGUAGCUACAACCUAAAGCCUUCUGAAUAUACUGUAUCUCUUAAAUCUUCUGAUCUGUGCCCCAAACUACCAGUUCCAGCGAGUGCACCUAUUCCAUUCUUCCAUCGCUGUGCUCCUGUGAACAUUUCCUGCUAUGCCAAGUUUGCAGAGGCCCUGAUCACCUUUGUCAGUGACAAUAGUGUCUUACACAGGCUGAUUAGUGGAGUAAUGACCAGCAAAGAAAUUAUAUUGGGACUUUGCUUGUUAUCACUAGUUCUAUCCAUGAUUUUGAUGGUGAUAAUCAGGUAUAUAUCAAGAAUACUUGUGUGGAUCUUAACAAUUCUGGUCAUAUUGGGUUCACUUGGUGGCACGGGUGUACUAUGGUGGCUGUAUGCAAAGCAAAGAAGGUCACCAAAAGAAAAAGUUCUUCCUGAACAGCUUCAGAUAGCUGAAGACAGUCUCCGGGCUCUCCUCAUCUAUGCCAUUUCAGCUACCGUGUUCACAGUUAUCUUGUUCCUGAUAAUGCUGGUUAUGCGCAAACGUGUUGCUCUCACAAUAGCCCUGUUCCAUGUGGCCGGCAAGGUCUUCAUUCACCUGCCACUGUUAGUCUUCCAACCAUUUUGGACCUUCUUUGCUCUUGUCUUGUUUUGGGCCUACUGGAUCAUGACACUUCUUUUUCUUGGCACUACCGGCAGUGCUGUUAAGAAUGAUGAAGGCUUUGUGGAGUUUAGAAUUUCUGGUCCUUUACAGUAUAUGUGGUUGUACCAUGUGGUUGGCCUAAUUUGGAUCAGUGAAUUUAUUCUAGCAUGUCAGCAGAUGACUGUGGCCGGAGCUGUAGUAACAUACUACUUCACUAGGGAUAAAAGGAAUUUGCCAUUUACACCCAUUUUGGCAUCAGUGAAUCGCCUUAUUCGUUAUCACCUUGGUACUGUGGCAAAAGGAUCUUUUAUUAUCACGUUAGUAAAAAUUCCACGAAUGAUCCUUAUGUACAUUCACAGUCAGCUCAAAGGAAAGGAAAAUGCUUGUGCACGAUGUGUGCUGAAAUCAUGUAUUUGUUGCCUUUGGUGUCUUGAAAAGUGCCUCAAUUACUUAAAUCAGAAUGCAUACACAGCCACAGCUAUCAACAGCACCAACUUCUGCACCUCAGCAAAGGAUGCCUUUGUCAUUCUGGUGGAGAAUGCUUUGCGAGUGGCUGCCAUAAACACAGUGGGAGACUUCAUGUUAUUCCUAGGCAAGGUGCUGAUAGUCUGCAGCACAGGUUUGGCUGGGAUUAUGCUGCUCAACUACCAGCAGGAUUACACAGUAUGGGUGCUGCCUCUGAUCAUCGUCUGCCUCUUUGCUUUCCUAGUCGCUCAUUGCUUCCUGUCCAUUUACGAAAUGGUAGUGGAUGUAUUAUUCUUAUGUUUUGCCAUUGAUACAAAGUACAAUGAUGGGAGCCCUGGCAGAGAGUUCUAUAUGGAUAAAGUGCUAAUGGAAUUUGUGGAAAACAGUAGGAAAGCAAUGAAAGAAGCUGGUAAGGGAGGCGUUGCUGAUGCCAGAGAACUAAAGCCGAUGGCUUCGGGAGCAAGUUCUGCUUGAACCUAGCCGACGGUUAUGGAACCCAUUGACAUUCCAAAACAAUAUAUACACAUAACUAUGUAUUUGUGUGUGUGGGUGUGUGUAUAUAUGUAUAUGUAUGUGUGUGUAUAUAUAUAUAUAUAUAUGUAUAUAUAUAUGUAUAUGUAUACACACACACACACAUAAUCAGCCAAAAUCAAAAAAGGAACAGGGAUUUAAUACCUUUUUUAUGCUUAUUUUUGUCAAACAUGUACUCCUUUCAUACGGGUGGCUUUUACAAGGCAACUUCUGUCAUUUAAUGUUUUCAAUUGUAAUUGUCUUAGUGGAAAUGUUAGAUUCAUAUCUGAUUAACAUUUUUAAUAACUUAGAGGAGAUUUUAACUUUAGUUACUUAAAUUAGAUAAAAUUGUUGUACCAAAUUCUUGUCUAAAAUUUAUUCAGGGAUAAUUCCCCUGAUGUGUGUAUAAAAUCAUGAUCUUAUUUUACUGAUGCCUAAGUCCUAGCACAUCAAAACUAGGCAUGUGCUUU
Fukomys damarensis (Damara mole-rat) is the source of this 2531-nucleotide messenger RNA. RefSeq names its product solute carrier family 44 member 1 (gene Slc44a1). The transcript has 16 exons. Gene Ontology annotation, biological process: choline transport; transmembrane transport. Gene Ontology annotation, molecular function: choline transmembrane transporter activity. NCBI's taxonomy places the organism in Eukaryota, Metazoa, Chordata, Mammalia, Rodentia, Bathyergidae. Gene Ontology annotation, cellular component: plasma membrane. The coding region runs from base 1 to 2025 and encodes 674 amino acids. The record is from RefSeq and is a predicted model, not a curated record.